AUGACGUUCUCCCAACUGGUCGCCAGGCUUGGUAGGCGUCAAGCUGCUCUUGAACUAAAAUGGAUGAAAGCAGCAAGUCAAAAGCAGCCGUUAGAGGAGAUGCUUGCGCGUCGAGUGGUCGGGGAACCUCUCCAAUAUAUUCUUGAAACACAACCGUUUGGGUCAUUGAUCCUGAAAACGAAGCCACCCACCCUUAUCCCACGCCCUGAAACUGAACAUUGGACAAUACGACUAGCCGAGCUUUUACAAAAAACAAACUCGGCAAAAAAAGUUUUGGAUCUGGGCACUGGGUCAGGUUGCAUCCCUUUAUUACUGUGCGCCUUGCUUCCCGCUGGUACCAUCACGGCCUUCGGUAUUGACCACUCUCCGACGGCCGUUCAACUUGCACAAGAGAAUGCCGCUGUCACUGAAUCCGAAAGACGCGGCAAUACCUUCCAAGCUAUUCAGGCGUCCUUCCUCGAUCCUCUUUUCCCUCAGCCACAUCUUGGCCUUGCCCCACCGUUUGAUGUAGUCACAUCCAAUCCACCCUAUAUCUCGUGGCAAGAAUAUCUCAGUCUCCCUAACUCCGUCCGCGACUACGAAGACCCGACAGCUUUGUUUGGCGGACCGGAAGGGCUCGAUUUCUAUCAUGCUAUUGCGCGACUGAUAUCGACCGAUGGCUUUCUCAGUCCGAGUGCUGUAGUGGCGGUUGAGGUUGGCCACGACCAGGCUGAGCAAGUGCAAACUAUCUUCCGCACUGUUUCUCACCUCAACUCUACGAUUUGGACCGACCCAUGGAACAAGAAUAGGACAGUUGUCCUGGAGCAUUGA
Mycena indigotica is the source of this 810-nucleotide messenger RNA. Its product is annotated as S-adenosyl-L-methionine-dependent methyltransferase. Gene Ontology annotation, biological process: protein methylation. Gene Ontology annotation, molecular function: protein methyltransferase activity. Bases 1 to 810 code for a protein of 269 amino acids. NCBI's taxonomy places the organism in Eukaryota, Fungi, Basidiomycota, Agaricomycetes, Agaricales, Mycenaceae. The transcript is spliced from 2 exons. Gene Ontology annotation, cellular component: mitochondrion. The record is from RefSeq and is a predicted model, not a curated record.